AUGGCCACUACCUCCAUUUUUCUGUUCUCACUUCUCUCGAGCCUACUCUUAGUCUCUUUCUCGGGUGUUUCAGGAGAAAUUCCCAACGCAUGCAAAAACUAUGAGUGCCCCCAUUACACUGUUGUAGAAAAGGGCAAUGGCUACGAAAUUCGCCGCUAUGAUUCCCUUGUGUUGAUCUCAAAUUCCCCUGUCCAAGGCGAUUCUUUCGUAGAAGCAACAAGAGAUGGCUUCAUAAGGCUGUUUAGUUAUAUUCAUGGUGAUAACAACAAAAAGCAAAAGAUUAAGAUGACAGCACCAGUGAUCACUCAAGUGUCGCCUAGCAAUGGAAACUCAACAUAUGAUGUGAGCUUCUAUGUGCCAAAAGCAAACCAAGCAAACCCACCUCUUGCAAAGGGUCUGGGUGUCGUAAGAAUAAAAAGUACCUACGCAGCAAUUAGACAGUUUGGUGGAUUUGUGACUGAUUCAAAUGUUGGCAAGGAAGUUGAAGCCUUGAGCACUAGUCUUGCUGGCACUAAGUGGUCUUCUGCUGUUCAGAAAAGUUAUGCUGUUGGACAGUACAAUGCCCCUUAUGAAUUGACUAACAGGGUCAAUGAGAUUUGGUUCUUGUUUAAAACUAAGACAGAAUUGCACGCUGUGUGA
Molecule: messenger RNA, 639 nt
Organism: Abrus precatorius (Indian licorice)
Lineage: Eukaryota; Viridiplantae; Streptophyta; Magnoliopsida; Fabales; Fabaceae
Product: heme-binding protein 2-like
Exons: 2
Coding region: 1-639 (212 amino acids)
Source: RefSeq, a predicted model, not a curated record